Messenger RNA from Tripterygium wilfordii, 2169 nucleotides. Its product is annotated as ACT domain-containing protein ACR8-like. The record is from RefSeq and is a predicted model, not a curated record. Lineage: Eukaryota; Viridiplantae; Streptophyta; Magnoliopsida; Celastrales; Celastraceae. The transcript has 7 exons. The coding region runs from base 372 to 1700 and encodes 442 amino acids.
CGUGCUUUGCGCUCUGAAUGGAAGAAAUACCCAGUGAGAGAAGGGAGUGAUUUUCUCCUCAAAAGCGAGAGAGAGAGAGAAAAACAAGGAAGAAAGAGAGAUUGAUGUGGUCUGUUAGCGGCGAUUUGUUCGAAGGAUAGGAGCAAUAGAAGCGAGAGCUGGCUUAAAUCUGACAUUGUCUUUGUUUUAACGUGCGAAGCUUGCUGCGUUGGGUCUUCGGAUCUCCCGUCAACAGAGAGGGAGUCCGUAUUCGCUCAGACUUUUGUUUUCAAGGCGAAACAUAAGGGAGUGUUGACAGAGGGGAGCUAUUUCAGUGCUCUGUUUUCCCUGAUUUGGAACUGGAUUUUGAAGGAAGAGUAGAGACAUCAGACAUGGAGUGGGGUGCUUGUUUGGAUGAAUAUCAAAAGCUCGUCAUAAGAAUGACCACUCCCAGAGUCGUUAUUGACAAUGCGGUUUGCCCUACUGCAACUCUUGUCAAGGUCGAUAGUGCUAGAAGACAUGGAAUAUUGUUGGAGGCCGUACAGGUUCUCACGGAUCUGAACCUUUCCAUAAAGAAGGCAUAUAUUUCUUCCGAUGGACGGUGGUUCAUGGAUGUUUUCCAUGUAACUGAUCUAGAUGGAAACAAACUGACUGAUGAUAGCGUUAUCAACUAUAUUGAGCAGUCACUCGAAACAAUUAAUUAUGAUAGAGCCAAUGACUUUAACGGCUUAACAGCAUUAGAACUUACCGGGACAGAUCGGGUUGGUCUUCUUUCUGAAGUUUUUGCAGUACUAGCUGACCUGCAAUGUAAUGUGGUAGAGGCUAAAGUGUGGACUCACAAUGGUCGAAUUGCUUCACUCAUUUACGUUAAUGACUGCAAUUCUGGGUCCCCAAUUGAGGACAGGCAAAAAAUUGAUAGAAUCGAAGCACGUUUAAGGAACGUACUCAAGGGAGAUAAUGACAUUCGAAGUGCAAAAAUGUCAGUUUCAAUGUCUGCCAUGCACACUGAGAGAAGGCUACAUCAGAUGAUGUUUGCCGAUCGUGACUAUGAGAGGAAGCCCAUCUUGCAACUCACUGGUGAUUAUUCGCCUGUGGUCUCAGUGCAGAAUUGGGAAGAAAGGGGUUAUUCUGUUGUGAAUAUUCAGUGCAGAGACCGGACGAAGCUUCUCUUUGAUGUUGUUUGCACUUUGACUGAUAUGGAGUAUCUCGUGUUUCAUGCUACAGUCAAUACAGCGGAUGACCGAGCUUAUCUGGAAUUCUACAUCAGGCACACAGAUGGAACCCCAAUUAGCUCAGAGCCGGAAAGGCAACGAGUGAUUCAGUGCCUACAGGCUGCUGUUGAAAGACGAGCAUCUGAGGGUGUAAGGCUCGAGUUAUCCACUACAGACAGACAAGGCCUUUUAGCAGAUGUGACUCGCACAUUCAGGGAGAAUGGUCUUAACGUGACAAGGGCCGAAAUAUCAACAACAGAGGAAAUUGCUAUAAAUGUGUUCUAUGUCACAGAUGCCAUCGGAAACCCUGCUGACCCUAAAAUCAUAGAAUCUGUUCGAGAAAAGAUUGGAUUGGGUAAAUUAAAAGUGAAGGAAUUGCCACUGAUGGAUGGACAGAAGGCUGAUAGCGAUGAGCAGCCAGGUGGGGUUGGUGGGGCCGUGUUACUCUCACUUGGGAGCUUAGUUAGAAAGAAUCUAUCCAAUUUGGGAUUGAUCAGGUCUUAUUCUUAAAAUUGGGAUUGUGAAAAGGUAAAUUCGAUAGUUGGGGGCACAUAUUCUUUGCUUGAGGUUUGAGUUUGGUGUACAUAUGGAAAAGUUGGUAUGGGUGACAAAGUAGUUGUGGGUGGGAUUGGUUGGUUGAAUAGACAGACACAGCUGGUUUGGGGCCGCUCCACCAUUGUUUUUUCUCCAGUAUUUUUUGAAUUGCUUUGUUUGAAGGAAAGGAUUUGAAAUAGGUGGGCGAGGGAAACAAAGUGAUUGUUUAAUAUUAAAAGUUGUUUGGUGGAGGGUAGUUGUCAUAUAUGUAUGUAUAUACACAUGUGUUUGAAGGUUUGUUGCUGGUGGAGAAUAGACUGGGGAAUAGAGAUAGCUCAGAAGAAGUUUAGGUAAACAACUCUUCCAUACAGCACCUCUUCUGUACAGCACCUCUUCUGUACAUAACGAAUUUUUUAAAGUUAAUAGUAUUAAUGGUUGACUUUUA